AUGAAGAUCGGACUCUGCGCCUACAGCGGGUACAAAAUCUACCCAGGACAUGGCAAAACCAUGAUCAAAGCUGACGGAAAGACAUUCACUUUCCUCGAUUCAAAAUGCGAGCGCGCUCACUUAAUGAAGAGGAACCCCCGUAAAGUGACAUGGACGAUAUUGUACAGACGCAAGCAUCGCAAGGGUCAAGAAGAAGAAACGACCAAAAAGAAGACCAGGAGAACGCAAAAAUUCCAACGUGCUAUUGUCGGUGCUUCCCUCACUGAUAUUUUGGCCAAGAGGAACAUGAAACCUGAGAUGAGGAAAGCUCAACGAGAUAUUGCCAUCAAGGUGGCUAAGGACCAAAAGAAGGCUGCUAGAGCAGCUAAGAAGCCUCCUCCACCACCUCCAUCAAAAACGAAGAAACAACCCAAGAAAGUGCAAACAAAAUCUGUACAACAAAAGGCUGCUCCUCGUGUUGGUGGAAAACGAUAG
Molecule: messenger RNA, 474 nt
Organism: Macrosiphum euphorbiae (potato aphid)
Lineage: Eukaryota; Metazoa; Arthropoda; Insecta; Hemiptera; Aphididae
Source: the annotation of a GenBank genome assembly